AUCAUGGAUUAAAUGAAACAGCCAUCAUAUCGUACCUUCGACUAUCCAAACUCGUUAUAGAAGUGAUGUCACGAAUGUGUGUCAGGGAUCGAGUCAAGCUAGCAAACAAGACCACGCCAUCCGAUCCACGAGAUAUUGUUUUGUCGGACUGAAUUUCACAUCGCAGUCUACGCCAGAACUUCUUUAGUGCCGCCCGUUUCCAGACAAUUCGUCUGAUCGAUAUACUCGUUCAGUGCAAAUUUUGAAGCAACAGAUAUUCUUCUUGAUCAACAAUGGCAAUCAACAGAAUUACCAUCAUCAAAGCUAUUGAAUUGGCCCUAGCAGUCAUAUGCCUCUUCCUUCAUACUAAAAGUCAUACUGGAAACAGUACCCAGGAGAUCAUAUCCAUUGCUGCCUUUGGUGGUUUUACAAUCAUUCUUACUGGUUUAUUUAUAGGAAAAGUGGUGGAUUCUGCUGUAGGAUCCAAAAUUGACCUCUACUACUCCAUCGUGGGAGUAGUUUUAUUCGUAGCUGCAGGUUACUACAACAUUGACACCUUCAAAGAUGACGGGGCUGACAGUAAAAAUUAUGGUUUGAUAAAAGGAAGUUUAGCCAUCAUUAAUGCAGUAGUCUUCCUCAUCGACGCACUCUUAGGCUGGAGAGUGUAAAAUCUCAAUCUUCUUGAGAAUAAUCAAUUCACAGAAUCGAAUAUUUUUGUUAUAAACUUUUGUACCUUACUGGAAAUAACUAUAUUUCGUCACAAAUUUUCGAUAUGCAUAAUGUUAACAUUUGAUUUUUAUGAAUGUUAACGUAAAGAGUAUUUCACCUGAAUUUUCAUCUGAUAUACAACCCAGAAUUUGUAAACAAAAUGCCAAAUAUUUUUAUACAAAAAAACAGGUAUAUUCAACUGGAAUAUGUAUUAGCAUCAUAUCGAUAAUCGUUUUAUAUUUAUUUGCUGAUGUGAAUAUGUAGCUUUAAGAAUACAUGUAAGAGAUAAAUUAUUUUUUAAUAAAUUUGCCUAUUUGUGUCGGAAA
Molecule: messenger RNA, 1013 nt
Organism: Harmonia axyridis
Lineage: Eukaryota; Metazoa; Arthropoda; Insecta; Coleoptera; Coccinellidae
Exons: 3
Coding region: 273-647 (124 amino acids)
Biological process (GO): septate junction assembly
Source: RefSeq, a predicted model, not a curated record